This is a messenger RNA of Scheffersomyces coipomensis, 3250 nucleotides long. RefSeq lists its product as uncharacterized. Gene Ontology annotation, biological process: endoplasmic reticulum to Golgi vesicle-mediated transport; intracellular protein transport; COPII-coated vesicle cargo loading. Lineage: Eukaryota; Fungi; Ascomycota; Pichiomycetes; Serinales; Debaryomycetaceae. The record is from RefSeq and is a predicted model, not a curated record. The coding region runs from base 453 to 3089 and encodes 878 amino acids. Gene Ontology annotation, molecular function: zinc ion binding; GTPase activator activity. Gene Ontology annotation, cellular component: COPII vesicle coat; endoplasmic reticulum exit site. The transcript has a single exon.
CUAAAUUCGUUAUCUUCAUGUUGGGAAAUGUUCUUUCUUCUCCACACAUGCUUUGUUUUAUAUAAUAGAAGCAUUUGACAUUUAUAAAGCAGUUGAUUAUACAAAUGUGAAUCAAUUUCAAUGUGACCCGAGCCGAAAUAUUCAUGAAACGCUAAAAUAUUUUUGACCCAUGAUUCUAAACAUGACUAUCUACAACCAUAAUUCUAUAUCAGCUAACUAUCUAUGUUUAUACUAGAACAUAGAUAACGUUUAACGAUUAUCUUUUAUCAGAUCUAACUUCUGACGGACUUCGCCGUGAACCGCUACACAAAAGAAAGUAGCGAUAACAGACAAUUUUCGUACUUUUACACGACUAAAUUUUUCAAUUUCAAGAUCUCUAAACCUAAUAUAAAGAUGAUGAUAAGAUCUCUAAAUCCUAUAGAAAUUUGAUACAACAUAGCAUAUGUUCUAAUAUGGUUAACCUAUUCCAUGAUCUGGAACAAAGAGAUGGCGUCACAUUCAAUUGGAACUUAUUUCCCUCCACUCGUCUCGAAGCCUCACAGUUAUCAACUCCUUUAGGAUGUCUUUAUCAGCCAUUGUUAGAAAGCCAAGUAUCUCUGACACAGUUUCCCAUACAAUGUACAACAUGCAAGAAUUAUAUGAAUCCCUUCAUAAAAGUGGAUAGAGCGAAUAAUAUGUGGUGGUGUCAAAUGUGCCAGAAAAGGACAUUUUUACCCCCUGAUUUUAAGAUACCUGAUCAAGCUGAAAGUGACUCAGAAUGGCCCCCACAAUUAAGAAGCAAAUCAACUACGAUCGAAUAUGAAUUACCUGAGAAUAUUAAUGAAAAAGUUCAAGAAAAUUUACCCUUUACUUUUGUAUUCAUCAUUGAUGUGUUUGCUCAUUUAGAUGAUGUUCAAGAUGAAGUGUUUCAGACAUUGAUCGAUUCAUUAAUCCACAGUAUAGAACAAAUACCAAAUGGCUACCUCAUUGGAUUAGUAACUUUUGAAGAAACUGUUCAUAUUCACGAUUUAGUAGGAUCCACAAGUUAUUCAUUUAACAAGAAUUUUGUACAGGGUCACAAGGCCAAAUCCGCAUAUAAAUCAAUUUUUGAUAAGCCAACAAUCGAUAAAGUAUUGGAAAGGAUAGGAUUAACAAGGUCAACACUUCAAAAUGAUUAUCAAGAAAGCCAAUUGGUUCAGAAGAAUAUCCUUGUUGAACUAAAUGAUGAAACAAGAAGCCAGAUCUCUUCAUAUAUCAAAAAUCUUAAGCCAAAAGUUAUAACUUCUUAUAAACCAGAUGCAUCACCAGGAUUGGCACAUUAUAUCACAUCCUUACUUUUAUCCCAAUGCACAUUCAAAUAUUUUAUGGGAAAGGUCAUAUAUGCCUCUAGUGUUGCAGGUACAAAUUUCCCUGGAACUAUAGUGAAUCCCGAACUUAAAGAAGUUAUAAGGUCACAUAAUGAUAUUUCAAAAUUGAAUGCUCCCAAUUUCUUACCUUCUCUGAAGUUUUAUCAAGCAUUAGCAUAUAUAGCAAGUGGACAAACAUUUGAAAAUGCAUGGUACAUAGCCGACUCAACUUCAGUUAAAACUACAGAUUAUGAACUUAGCUCUACCAAUCCUACUUGGUCAGUUGAUUUAUGUUCAAGCUCGUUAGAUCAAACAGGAAUAUAUGAAAUGAAGUCGUUAUCCAGUUAUACUAUGGGAAAAAUAUAUCUCUUUGAAUCAUUCAAUUCCAACCAGUUCAAACAAAGUCUAUACAAUGCUAUAAACUUAUCAGAUCAAACUUUUAGAAAUACUUUAACUAUCACAACAUCUAAUAAUUUAAAAAUUUCAAGAAUGAUAUUUACCGGUGGGUACGCGCUACCAUCUUCGUAUCAUAAAAGUGGUGAAAAAUUCUAUAAUAGUUAUCAUGAGAAAAUAUCUGAUACUUUAACUAAGUUUGACAGUGCCUUACAGAAAAAGAAUUUUACUAAUAGGUGGAAGUUUAAUGAGUUAAGUGGUGGGGAUACUUUAGCGAUAUAUUUUGAAAUGAAUACGGUAAAAUCGUCAAAGGAAAUUACUUCUAAUGGGACGAAAGAAGUAUUCGUACAAUUUCAAGUUAAUUAUUAUGAUAUAGUGAGGAAGAAGUGGUUUUUAAAAGUUACAACUGUUCAAAGACCAACUACUUUAGCCAUAAUUUUAAAAAGAAGUGAUAUACUUAAGGAAAGAGAGGUCUUGUUAAGUUUCAAUCAGAAAUGUUGGUCAGUCUUAUUGGCCCGAUUACUUAUUAACAAGAUCAAUACUACUUUAGGUUAUGAUAAAUUCGAUAAUUUGAUUGAUCUAAUGGAUAGUGUGAUAAUUAAAUUACUUCAUAACUUUGGUGGUUUAUCAUUAAAGGCGAACUCGUCAUUGGAGGAACAAUCAAAUCCCUACUAUAUGUUACAGCAAAUUUAUGAAAUAAAUGAGAAUUUUAAAGAUCUUCCAUCUUUGAUAUAUAAUUUAAGAAAGAAUCCUCAAUUAAUACGAAUCUUUAAUUCGAGUCCUGACGAAACAGCUUAUUAUCAUAGUUGGUUUAUGAGAAUGGAUGAAAAAUUAUCGAUUAAUGCCAUUCAACCAAAGUUAUUCAAAGUUGACGAUAAGUCGGAGGAAAUUGCGUUGAAUUCAAAAUGUUUGAAUUUACCAUCAAAGACAUUUUUGAUUAUGGAUACCAUAUUUCAUAUCAUUGUGUAUUAUAUAACUAACGGCAAUGAGUCUAAAUUGGAUUUACAUCAUUCUAAAAAUGAUUAUUUACUAGAUACCAGAGAUAAGAGUAUCUUACCAGCAUUAGAGUUUAUCGAUAAAGAUUUACAUGAAAAUCCAAGACCUUUUAUACCUAAAUACGUCAUAACACAAACCAAUCAUUCUCAGGCGAGAUUUUUAAUUGCCAGAUUAGAUCCUAUUGAGAAAGAUUUACCAACGGUUAAUGCUAUCCCGAAAAAGGUUGAUAAAGGAUUUUUAAGUUAUUUCAAAAGUAAAAUCGAUAUAUCUACCUCUUAUGAUUUAAUAAUGACGGAUGAUCCAAGUCUUAAACAAUAUUAUGAUGGAUUAGUUAAAUCAAUUAAAGUAUAUAAAGUAGAACAGGAUAGUAACUAAAUAGUUUUAAGAAAUGAGAAUACAGUCUCUAUAAAAUCAUCCACUGAAGUUUCAUCUGAACCAGGUCCAAUAUUAUGAGUUGCACCUUGUAGAACCUUACUUAAUGGGGACCAGUAUUUUGCAUCAGUGGCCCUUUGCCAUGAAUCAACUAAUUGUUGUCG